AUCCUUUUCCACCUUUGUCUCACCUUUGCCAUGGCAAAACCAGUCUUACAUUUUCCGUUGAAAGGGAAUAAAAAAUUCCACCAUCGUCUCGCUCACCCCUUCAUGCAUUGCGCUAAAAACAAGAGCUAGAAGUUAAAAGAAACCACGAGGCCACACCAACUAGCCCAUGUUCUUUUCGUCUUUUGCCCAAAUAAACUAACAUUUCCUCUGAUUUUUUGGGCAUUUUGUUUUUUUUAGCUCUGAAUGAUAUUUACCAGUGAAGAAAAUCGGCCAGACUGUGACCUGAGCCAGACUAAUUUCGACCCACAAUGACCGGAGGAGGAAACCGGAAGGUAGCGGCGGCAUAUGCUAGCGGAGGAGCUCACCCGAGAAAGAAAUCAAAGCAAAGCAGCUCUUUACGGCUUCCCCUAGGGGCGUUCAGAAAACUGCUGGGGCUUCUCUUUUUGGGAUUUUCAGCAUGGUUCUAUCAUGUGAUUCAACCUCCUCCUCCCAAGAUAUGUGGCUUACCUGGUGGCCCUCCCAUUACAGCACCAAGAAUAAAGCUCAGCGAUGGAAGGCAUUUGGCUUACAAGGAGCAUGGUGUGCCAAAAGACAAAGCCAAGUACAAAAUUGUCUCAGUCCAUGGCUUUGAUUCUUGCAGGCAUGACACUACUGCUGCCCGAGCCCUUUCUCCGGUGCAUUUUGAUGGGGAACUUAUUGAAGGCUUGGGAAUCUACAUUCUGUCUUUUGAUAGACCUGGUUAUGGAGAGAGUGAUCCUGACCCGAAGAGGACGGUGAAGAGCGCGGCUAUGGACAUAGAAGAGCUUGCAGAUCAAUUGGCAUUGGGAUCAAAAUUCUAUGUUAUGGGAGGUUCCAUGGGUGGGAUAAUAGUUUGGAGCUGUCUGAAGUACAUUCCAAAUAGGCUGGCGGGGGCAGUACUAAUAGCUCCAGUUAUCAACUAUUGGUGGCCAGGUCUUCCUGCAAAUUUAUCUAAUGAAGCUUUCAAAUGGAAACCAUUGCAAGACCAAUGGGCUCUAAGUGUUGCUCACUAUACUCCUUGGCUUACAUACUGGUGGAACACACAGAAAUGGUUUCCUGCUUCGAGUAUUAUCACUCACAAUCCCAACAUUCUUUCUCCUAGCGACAAAAAUCUCAUUCUUAAGCUCUCAUUCAGACGCCAGUAUAUGGCUCAGAUUAGACAACAAGGUGAAUAUGAAUCCCUCCAUCAGGAUUUGAAUGUUGGAUUUAGCAGCUGGGAGUUCAGUCCUCUGGACCUAAAAAAUCCAUUUCCUCACAAUGACGGAUCAAUCCACAUAUGGCAGGGAGACGACGAUAGGGUCGUGUCUCCUAAACUGCAACGCUGCAUUGCUGAAAAGCUCCCAUGGAUUCGCUACCACGAGGUACCGGGUGCUGGACACUUGUUCUCUUAUGCUGAUAAUGUUUAUGAUUCUAUAAUCACUGCUCUUUUGCUUGAAGAGAAAUGAGCAUAUUUGAGCAUGUUUUCUGGUCUUUGUGGGAUUUUCUUAGAACUCAAGUACACUGUUGUAUGACUAAUAGAACAGAUCUCGUUCAAAGUAAGGUUGGUUCUGGUCGUGUGGGAUUUAUGAGUUAUUAGGAGAAUGCUAUUUCUGCUUUGUAUCUCCUUCACUCAAAGUGUCAACUUGGACUUAAUGGUUCACCCUUGAACUUGCUAUAUAUUGAGUUUCAGUGAA
This is a messenger RNA of Benincasa hispida (wax gourd), 1691 nucleotides long. RefSeq lists its product as uncharacterized. The record is from RefSeq and is a predicted model, not a curated record. NCBI's taxonomy places the organism in Eukaryota, Viridiplantae, Streptophyta, Magnoliopsida, Cucurbitales, Cucurbitaceae.